Messenger RNA from Psilocybe cubensis, 1383 nucleotides. RefSeq lists its product as uncharacterized. The transcript is spliced from 8 exons. The record is from RefSeq and is a predicted model, not a curated record. Bases 1 to 1383 code for a protein of 460 amino acids. NCBI's taxonomy places the organism in Eukaryota, Fungi, Basidiomycota, Agaricomycetes, Agaricales, Agrocybaceae.
AUGGACCUACUCCAUGUCCCAUUCUACCUUGCACCAGGCCUGGGUUUGUAUGAAAUAGAGAAACGGUUCACGUUUUGGUCGUCCCCCGAAGCUCGAGAAUGGUUCAAAGCCCGCGGCUACACACUUUAUGAGCGUUGCUGGGAAGAGGACAUGAUACUUGAUACAUCCAUACAAGCCAUUCCAUCCCAGACCGAAUGUGGUGAAGCCGAGUACCCUUACCCACACUUCGACACAGAUUGUAAUGUGGAACCCGAUGAGCCUGAUACGCCGCUCCGAGCGCGGGACAUGACCGGCAAGACAGGGUUUGCGCAAGAUGCGUUAGGUCGACAUGUCGCAAUCAAGAUUGUGCGCGCAGACACCGAAGAAUAUCACAUUUUGCGGUUUUUACAUGAACAAAGUCUGGACACACUCAAGGAAAAUAGCAUAAUCCCAGUUCUGGAACUGAUACCAAACGGGACCUUUUGGAAAUAUCAGCACAUCACCGACCGACUUCCACUUCUUGCACCACUUCUCAAUAUGAUGACCCACAGAAACCUCAAGCGCCGAUUCAGCGCAGCAGAGGCGUUGCGACUUUUUGAGGACCGAGUCGCAGAACUUUCGGACGCGAAAUUGGCAGCUGAAAUUCGUCCAACUAAAGACAGAGUGUUCAUCACGGAAUAUGAUGAUUAUGAUAGAUGGGAGAACCUCUCACCAUUAUUCGUGGAGAGAUUCAAAGGAUAUAGAGCGACGCCUUCUUCUGGGCUAAGGGUUACCUUCCCUUACGAACCGGGCACCGAUUAUGACUUCUACGAGCGGAUUCCAUUUUGGGAUUCUCCCGAAACAAUUGAAUGGUUCAAGAACCACGGAUAUACAUUGUAUCGACGGAGUGAAUAUGCUGGAGAAGAAUCAGUAACAUUUCCUGUGUUUCCUUCGGAUGCCACGAAUGAUUUUGUUGAAGCCAAUUACCCAUAUGCCCACCAAGAUUUGAGGACACCGGACCCUGAUGAAGGGUACGAGCGAGAUCCUCCUUUGUUGGCCCAAGAAUCGACUGGAAAAAUUGCAUUCGCUCAGGAUUCUCUCAAACGACAUGUUGCAAUCAAACUUGUCCGAGAUGACACUGGCGAAUAUCGAGUGCUACGGUUUCUGAGUCAGCAAAGUAUGGAUGUGCUGAAGGCAAACUGUAUUAUUCCGGUACUCGAUCUUUUACCGAUUGAAGGAUUCUGGUUUGCAGUGAUGCCUAGAUGGGGCACUGCCAUCAACCAGCCUGCUCCGAAAACCCUUUCUGAAACCGUUGGUAUCAUUCAUUCAUGGUUAAAGGGCCUGAACUAUCUGCAUGAGCAUAAUAUCUCCCAUGGUGUUGGUGUCACUUUCCUGAUUCUAUUUUGUGCUUCAAUGAAGGCCUGA